AUUUACUACACUAUUUUGAGAACUCUUUGCCUGUUACUAAUUUUUUAAAAAUCACUUUACUCCAUAAAUAAGGGCAAUAAUAUUUUUCAAUGGAAUUCAUUAAACAUUACAAGAAUUAUAAAUAGUGUUUACUUAAUAUAUGACGAAAUCCAAGGAGUCACAUAUUAUUUUUUUAAGAACACGAUUUUUUGAAAAAUUUCUAUGUUGCAUAAAUAAAGGUGUUUCACAAAUUAAAAAAGCUGGAUUAUUUUAAUAAUUUUAUGGACUUCAGAAAACUGCUAUUUACGUUAUACAGAUCUAAUAUUGAAGUAAAUGUAAGUAAAUAUUAAGUAACCUUAAGAAUUUCAUGUCCUUUGUCAAUUUUUGGAUAAAUCCUUUAAAUAAUUCAACGAAUAAACCUCUAAAUUUAUGACCUACAUCGGAUCACAGUUCCGAUUUUUUUUUCUCGGUGCGGUGCAAGGAGAUGCAUUUGGUGCAUUUCGGGGUCGACAUCGGAUGGUUGAUCAAUGGGCACACUCCGGCGAGGACGUCGCGUCGCGAGCGUCGCUUCACACUCGUCGGGACCGCGUUGCGUUCAGUCUAACGCCGCGCGUCGCUUGUACCGCAUCGCGCCAACCGUACAGCCGAUUCCUGCCACUCCACACUCCUGCUGCAAAACGGAAACUGACACGGACCGAACGGGACAGACGUGGAGGUCGCGUGUGGUGGAUUUUGUGCCGCGGUUACUGUGGUACCUGCCCGGUUUUUGUUUGUGGGGAGUUUUAUGAUCGUUUCUUAGGUCGACUGUAAAACUGUUUGGUGAAAAACAAGAAAUACAUAAAAGAAAAAAUGUUGGGGAGACGAACAGACGGACCGUACCCAAAAUAGACGUAUUCAAAUUGAAAACUGAGCGAAAAAAACAGUCGUCAGCAAUAAUUUAUGUGAUUCGAGUGUGUGAGUGAUACAGUUUUUGGGGGCGGCGGAACAGUGGAACUAAUAGAAAAAUUUAAGGGACAGUUUUAUCAAAGGGAUUACAGCAUAAAUUUUCGGGGGGGACGUGAAAGGAAACAAUUCUCCAAAUGGAGCCAGAACAAGUCAAUCUACAUUUCCAUCGACAGAUUGUCGAAAUCAGCCAUGGGAUCUCCAGAAAAAUGCUGAAAUUAAAAUUUACCAACUGCAAUUCAUAAACAAUUUCCUCAAGACGCAAACAGACAAAAUAAAAAAUAAUGUCUAACAUAACAGUGAACGUUACGAACGCGACGAGUACGGAAGUGUUAAAGGAAGUGGAAUGGACGCAUAUCCUGUUGUUGUUCGUGAAGGCGACAAUAAUGGGUUCGAUCAUCAUCAUCUCGAUUUUCGGCAAUCUCCUGGUCAUUGUUUCGGUGAUGCGGCAUCGGAAACUCCGCAUAAUCACCAACUACUAUGUAAUAUCGUUGGCACUUGCGGACAUGUUGGUGGCUAUGUUCGCGAUGACUUUCAAUUUCAGUGUGCAAAUAUUCGACGAGUGGUUGUUCUCCGAUUUCAUGUGCGACGUCUGGAACAGCUUGGACGUUUACUUUUCGACCGCCUCAAUCCUGCAUUUGUGUUGCAUCAGUGUGGACCGGUACUACGCCAUUGUUAAGCCGCUGAAGUACAUGCAAACGAUGACGAAGAAAGUCGUGGCGUUGAUGAUCCUGAACACGUGGACGAGUCCGGCGUUGCUGAGUUUCGUGCCCAUUUUCAUGGGCUGGUACACGACUGAAGAGAAUUUGAUUUAUCGAAAGGAGCAUCCGGAAACUUGCGAGUUUGUCGUCAACACCACUUACGCGUUAAUAAGCAGUUCCAUCAGCUUUUGGAUACCGUGUACCAUAAUGAUAUUCAUGUAUUUAGCUAUCUUCAAGGAAGCCAACAAACAGGAGAAAGAAAUGUACAACCGUCACGGAGCUGCCAUGCUUUUACAUCAGAACAACACCAACGGUGACAUGCUGUCGAACUCGGGUGGUUCCUCCAAGACGUUAACGCUGCAUGAAAUCAAUCAGGACCUACACCACACACCGACCAAGGAGAGGAACAUGAUCAAAAUGAAGCGGGAGCACAAGGCCGCCCGCACCUUGGGCAUUAUAAUGGGCAUCUUCAUCUUGUGCUGGUUGCCAUUCUUCCUGUGGUACGCAAGCGUCACCAUAUGCACCACCUGCUACUGUCCCCCGAUCGUCGUCUCCAUUGUCUUCUGGAUCGGCUACUUCAACUCCACACUAAACCCAUUGAUCUACGCGUACUUCAACCGCGACUUCAGGGAGGCGUUCAAGAACACGUUGCAGUGCGCCUUCUGCAGCCUGUGCAGACGGCCGCCCUCCGAUCUGGACAUAAUCGACAUCAGGAGGCCAUCGAUUAGAUACGACGACCGAACAAGGAGUAUUUAUUCGGAGACCUAUCUGAAACACUCGGACCGGAGGUGCUCGGAGUUCGGUUCGAGCCUUUGAGUAGACUUAACUAGCAGCAGGCUCACCACCACCAGUUUCUAGGGUGGUGGGCUUGCUGCUAGUGCGAACGGAUACCUUUAGGGCUUAAGUAAAAAAAUUUUGGUGCUGUUUUUUGUAUGUAAAAAGAUGAGUGACAGUGAUUACAAGAGUGAUGCAGUGAGCUAGGGUUAAUUUAGUUUAAGGAUGUUAUACAAGUAUAUGAGAAUUUGCCAAAUGACAUGAUUUAUUUCGUUGAGUGAUAUUUAUUUCGUACUAACCAGUUGGGCAAAUCAUGUAUACUAGUCCAUUGAUCUGUUUCGUUUCGAGAUUUGUCCGGCCCCUUAAUUACAAAUAUUUGUUACUUAAACUUAACGAACACUAUAAACGUAGUUUAGGUUUUAGACAUGUUUAAGUUGUAGUUAGAUUUAUGCAUUUUUCUAACCAAUAUUGUAUGAUCGUCUCUUAUUAAAUUAUUAUUAUUAUUAUGAUUACAAUUAUUAUUGUGUGCCACGUAAUGAUAUUAUCAUUUUUUUUUUCAUCCCCAUAAUAAAAUUAGUUGUUUGUUUAGUGGUUCAUCUAUGACAAAUCAGACGUUGUUUCAAAUAAUUUUGUACAUCUUUUCGAUUUUUAUACAAAUUCGUUUAGAUUAUAAACUUAAGUUUAAUUAAUAUUAAUUUAAGUUAUAUCCUAAAAACAGUAUUAUUAUAUUUAUUAUUGUAUUAUUAUUGUACAAGUCGGAAUAAAUUAAUUAAAUUUAAACUACCUAAUUUUGAUAUCGCUUUAGCUUCGGAACGUCUGACUUGUUAAUUUGUGCUACCACACAUUAAAUUUUACGUAACAAAUAUAAAAUUAAACAAUUCAUUUAACAAAGGGAAACAAACGUGCGAAAAGUAUAUCCAAAUAAAGUUUUACGAUCCGUAAACCCAAAUCAAUUUAGACGACAGUUAAAACCUGGUUUGGAUAUAUUUCAAGUUUUAUAAAACUAAGUUAAGACUGCGAUUUUACAGCAAGUUACUAAACUUAUACAAAUGUUUAUAAAUAAGACAACUAUUAAAAUCUAUUAAAUUAAAAUAAAACAAAUUGUAGAUAAAUGUCUUCAUGUCAGAUAUGUUAAUGUACCUAUUUAAUGUGAGGAGUAUCUCUAAACUAAUAAAAACAAGUGUAGCGAUAUACAAUCAUCUUUUAGAUAAAAUGAAAAUGUUCAAUUAUAAGCUGUGUAAUUGACAAUGUAAUAGGUUUAUUCCGAUAUUUAAAUAAUUAUUUUUUGGGCAAAAACUAGUCAAUAAAAUUAAUUACGUAAUUGUGCAAUAUCUGAAUUUGACUUAUUAUAAGGGAAAUUCUACAGAAAUUUUCAAUUAUAAUAGAUAUUUUUAUUGAUAGAUAUUAUUCGACCAAUAGCGUUAAAUUAAGAUUUUUAAGCAAUAAAAACUGUUUAGUAAUUAUACAGGAUUUUCAACAUCGAAAAAAUAAAAUAUAAACAAAUACUUGAACAAUUUUUAUUUGAAUGUGAUUUGUAAAAAUUAUAUUUUGUAAACAAUUGUAUACCGUCUUCCCUAAAAAAAUAUAUCAGUGUUCAUGUUCAUGACAACUCAAUUUUAAAGUAAAAGAACUUUAGAUGGAAAAUUAAUGUAAUAAAUGUUCCAUGUUCAAAACCUAUAUUUGAAUUUUUUACUAUCGUUUUAAGUGAAUGAUUUUAGCGUUAAGAUUUUCGAAAAAGAUUACGUUUCGUUUAUUUGUAAAUAGAUAGUUUGUUGCAUUAUACUUAAAUAUAUUUAUUGUUUGUUAAUAUUUUUUAUCGUGAAAAAUGUUUGUACAUUUAUAAAGUAUGCUUUGUUAUUUCAAUUUUAUGAAACUUACAAUUGCUUUUACACAAGAAAGGACAGAACUAAAAAUAAAAUAACAACAGUAUAAAA
Messenger RNA from Aethina tumida (small hive beetle), 4330 nucleotides. It is a transcript of the gene Octbeta2R, whose product is annotated as octopamine receptor beta-2R. The record is from RefSeq and is a predicted model, not a curated record. The coding region runs from base 1206 to 2438 and encodes 410 amino acids. Lineage: Eukaryota; Metazoa; Arthropoda; Insecta; Coleoptera; Nitidulidae. Gene Ontology annotation, cellular component: membrane. Gene Ontology annotation, biological process: adenylate cyclase-activating adrenergic receptor signaling pathway. The transcript is spliced from 4 exons. Gene Ontology annotation, molecular function: octopamine receptor activity.